GCUUGGGCAGAGCCUGCCCUUCGGGAAUUCAUCUCCCCCAAUACCCAUUAACCAAAAACCCACCAUAAAGGUGCAAUCUUGGGUUCAAUUACACGCUAGAAUCCAUGACUUCAGUACAAUGACCCGAUUCUCCAAGUCUCGGAGCUCCAAACCCGAACAAGAGGCCAGAGGCGGAGGAGCUGCCAUGAGAGUGAUAGUUCCUUUACAAGGGGUGGUUCAAGGUAGGGGAGGCCUGGUGUUGGGCUCCAUAAUACCUUGCGUUCUCUUCUACUUUCUCCAACUCUACCUUAAACGCAACCGGAAUGACGCAGAUAGUGAGAACGAGCAGAAUCCCGGGGGUCCCAAUACGACUACGCGGUCCUCUUCUUCGGGGCAGCUGCCAGAGCUUGACGCGAUUCCCCGGAGUCUGUCUCGGGCGCUGUUAUCGCCAAAAAGUCCUAGUGGACCCGUUUCAGUAUCGGCUCGGGCAAAUGGGAUUGUGAAGGGUGGUGCUGAGUCUCCUUACAACGUGGGGUUGAAGCGAGUCAAGGAGGAUCCUUACGAUGAAUUGGCUAAUCCAAAUGGGGUUAUCCAGCUGGGUUUGGCAGAGAACAAGUUGUCAUUGGAUUUAGUUAACGAGUGGCUGGUGGAGAAUGCAAGAGAAGCGUUAUUGGCAGGUGGAGGAGAGUUGGGUAUUAGUGGGAUUGCUACGUACCAGCCUUUUGAUAGAUUGAUGGAGUUCAAAGUGGCUGUGGCAGAAUUUAUGUCUCAAGUCAUGGAAAAAGUAGUUUCCUUCAAUCCUAACCAGAUAGUAUUAACAGCUGGUGCAACCCCUGCAAUUGAGAUUCUAAGCUUCUGCUUAGCAGAUUCUGGAAAUGCAUUUCUUGUUCCCACACCAUAUUACCCUGGUUUUGACAGGGAUGUAAAAUGGCGGACUGGAGUAGAGAUAAUACCUGUUCCUUGUCGGAGUGCUGACAACUUCAAUAUAAGUAUAACUGCUCUCGAUCGAGCAUUCAUCCAGGCUAAGAAACGUGGUCUCAAAGUGCGUGGGAUAAUAGUUUCAAACCCCUCAAACCCUGUUGGCAAUCUGCUAAGUCAAGAAACACUUUAUAGCCUUCUAGAUUUUGCCAGGGAGAAGAACAUUCAUAUAGUAUCUAAUGAAAUAUUGGCAGGCUCUACUCAUGGAAGUGAAGAGUUUGUAAGCAUGGCAGAAAUCAUCAAUCAGGAAGAUCUUGACCGGAACAGAGUUCAUAUAGUAUAUGGCUUGUCGAAAGAUCUCUCUCUUCCCGGUUUUAGGGUUGGUGUUAUCUAUUCCUUCAACAACGAAGUUCUGGCUGCUGCUAAAAAAUUGGCAAGGUUCUCAUCCAUUUCAGCUCCAACCCAGCGUUUGUUAAUCUCAAUGCUUUCGGAUACGAAAUUUGUUCAGAAGUUUAUUAAAGUUAAUAGGGAGAGGCUCCAGAAAAUGUAUGUCAAGUUUGUAGCAGGGUUGAAAAGGUUGGGAAUUGAGUGUACAAAGAGCAAUGGGGGUUUCUACUGUUGGGCUGAUAUGAGCGGAUUGAUCAGCUCCUACAGUGAGAAAGGGGAGCUUGAGCUUUGGGACAAGUUGUUGAAUAUAGCCAAGAUCAAUGUAACUCCAGGAUCUUCUUGUCAUUGUAUCGAACCUGGAUGGUUCCGCUUCUGUUUUAGUACAUUGACAGAGAAAGAUAUCCCUGUAGUUAUGGAGCGAAUUCAGAAAGUUUCUGAAAUCUGUAAAUCUCGAAGUUGAAAUGCUGUUGGUUUAUUUUACAAUGUUAGACCCUUGCAGAUUUUUUGAUUGGAAAUUCUCCUCUCUCAGUUGCUGGUGUAAAAAGUAGAAGUAGCACUUGACUUGGGUUCUGAGGACUGGUAUCAGCAAUAUAUUAACAACCCUCGGACUCAUAUAAUAGCUUCUGAAUAUCUAAUACUUCCGUGCAAGUGGAAUUUGUUUAUAUCAAAAGCUCUUGUAUAUGGUUAUAUGUAUAGGGAUUUGUACACAAACUGAAGCUUUGGUAUAUUAUUGUUUCAAUCAUUCAUGUAUAGUAAAUUAGUAAUAAGCUUCAUUAAUAAAUAAUGGUAUGGAAG
Molecule: messenger RNA, 2079 nt
Organism: Rubroshorea leprosula
Lineage: Eukaryota; Viridiplantae; Streptophyta; Magnoliopsida; Malvales; Dipterocarpaceae
Source: the annotation of a GenBank genome assembly